This is a messenger RNA of Physcomitrium patens, 3201 nucleotides long. NCBI's taxonomy places the organism in Eukaryota, Viridiplantae, Streptophyta, Bryopsida, Funariales, Funariaceae. The record is from RefSeq and is a predicted model, not a curated record.
ACAGUCAUUUUUCGGAUGGGGUGUUGUUGUUAGCAGCCACACAGUUUUUUAGUCGAUUGAAAUCAUUAAUUUUAAUAGAAUGCUCUUGUACAAUGCCCCUUAGCAAUUUCUAAUGUUGGGAAUCUUGACCCGAGCUUCCUUUCGAAUUUUCUAUUUAUCAGUUUGCGGACAGUAUAGUUUGGUUAUGCAUGAGGCACGAUUUUUUUAAGAUCUCCGUCAAUUUGUCAGGAUUACGGAAGCUUUGUCUUUUUAAUUUUAUUGCUACUACUACAUGUUUUUUUAUGUUUAAUUUAUUUUCACAGCAAAGGCAACGUUUCUUCCAUGAGUAGUUCCUCUUGUGGUCAUGCUAGCAGUGCUGGAGUUGAUUGCGCGACUUACUAUGCAAAUGUUUUAAAUUCACGCGCGAACAUCAACAUUUGGAAUCUUCGUGAGAAUUAAUCAAGAACUGAGGAAUUAUCAUGGUAUUGGUUGAGCACUACAAUUGAGAGGACCUGGAGCACAAUCCUUGAAAUCUCUGCAUAAAAUAUGGAAUGAAAUCAUUUCAUGGUAAUGCGUUACAUCCUUGCUGUCCGCUCUGCUCCGGUGGAAAUAGCGAAUCAAAAUCUUUCGACUCUCUUCAAUGAGGCCCCUUGAAACGUAAAACCACUCUAAAUGUUCUCAUUUAAUGCAAGCUUUGUCCAUGAUGGUGGUGACAACCGGUAGUCGUUGUGAUCUGCGAAGUUACUGUCAUGGCUCACCUUACAACUCGCUAUCAAGUUACGAGAGCCUCAGAGAUUUACGGAGGAGCAACUGGUGGUGCAUGAGAUACUCAGUAAGACUUUCUGGACCUACGGGAACUGGAAUCUUUCAUGAUAACUUCAUCGAAUUCUUGCACCAAAGGUGUACACCAUGCGCCUCUGGGAGUUGCAUUGGUGUUUCUGCUUCAAAGUUGGGCAUGCCUUGUAGGAAAACGUCGGUUACUUCGAAUCCGAUGGGUAAAUUGGGAAAACGUACUCAAGUAAGUAUACAUAGAUCUCGGGUGAGGUGUUUCGAGUCAGGAAGAGCAAAGGAGAUCGUUGGAGUGGACAUUGGAAGUCGGGAUCGCGGCGCCAAGAAUCCGGAACCCGCUGAAGGAGCCGUGCACCUGAAAGAUACCUUGUCUUUGGGUACAGGACACGUUGGUGAACAAGUAAGUUCAGGGUUGUUCAGGGAGUCACAUGGUAGAGCGCUGGAGAAUGAGAUAUCUAAUUCACAAUAUCAGAGAAUUCAGGAUCUAAGAUUUUCUGGCGAUAUUUGGGAAGGCGACUCAGGAGCUGAGGUCUUAGAUUUACAGACAGCGUUAUACUGGUUCGGUUAUCUUUCAAAGCGUACAGAGCUAACUGCGUACUUUGGACCAGAGACAAAGAGGGCAUUGCAGCAGUUCCAAAUAGCUCAUGGGGUACUAGGCACUGGUGCGUGGGGAUCCUCAUCUCGGCAAGCUUUGUGGAAGCUACUCGGCGAAGAAGGUUUUUUAUUUUAUGGAGGAAGCAGUGUGCAUAGGGACUUGCAGCAACCAGAUUCAUCUUUGGUGGACAAAGUUGAUGUGGGUAGGGCAGACGUUGGCAUACGUAUGUCAGAGCUUCUAGAUAACAUGGGUGAACAAAGUCAAGAAUUCAUUUCAUCUAUAUCCUCUGCUCCAUAUUGGAGACAUUUUCCGACAAAUGUACCUAGAAAUGCUGCAAUGUUUGGACUACUUGUUGGGGUGCUGGUAGCCCUGUUUGGUCUUGGGUACUCUAUUGUAGAAAUGUUUCAUGAGCAACAUGGGCAACCCGUGAGACGAAGGAUAUUAAGAGCACAUUGGCGUGAUGACAUGACCACAAGCUGUACAACCUCUGCAAAUUCUAGAAGACAUCUCGACAUGUUUCCAGGUUUGGAUUUUCCUGUCGAUGGAGAAGAUUUGAAGUAUCGUCUUCGCUCGAAAUCAAAGCCCAAUUCAAUGAAUGGUUCUCGGCGCUCGGAUCGCUUGAUUCUAUAUGAAGGGCUGGUGGUCGUGGGAGAUGAGGCACCGAGUUCUGUGUAUCCUUUUAAGAACAGCUCACCCUCUCGCCGUGGUUCUGGAAGAGCUUCUCAAGCUACCCCUAUGGCUAAGGAUUCUUCAAUUCCUGUAGAUGCUGCAACUGAUCAGAUCAACUACAAACUUGCGAGCGAUGGGAGCAUUUCCGGAUCAAGUGAGGGAAACCUCCAAGAGAGUCACCUCCCUUUCAAGAGAAUAGGCAGUGUACAUGCUGGAAUUGAAGAUCCAAGCAUUACAAGAGCGGAUUCCGAUGCUGUGGCAAGCACAUGUAGAAUGUCCAGUCAGAACUUGCCUCUUCGUUCGAUUCCAAUGGAGCAACCAUCUGAGAAGCAGCCGAACUUCGUUCGCAGCCUCUUCUCCGUCUUUUUCACUCCCAAAGGAUUGGGGAAUGUAUCUGGAUUGGAAAAAUACGGAAGGCCCAGGAAUGCUUCAAUUGCAGCCCAAUUGGACGCUAGGAGCAGCGACAAACAAACUCUUGUUGACUUUGAAGUAGAGUCGAAGAAGUCCAGGAUGGAGGGAAGCUCGAGGCCGGGUGGCAACGGUUGGCAAGAUAAGUAUGAGGAGAGUUUCAAGGAUCGUGUGGACGAUUUGCGGAAAGCAGUGCAGGCCGCAGAAAAGAAUCGACAAGCAGCUAUGCGAGCUUUGGCUGAAGAACGCCAACGUAGUCUUGAGUUGCAAGUUAAAAUAAGUCGGCAGAAAGAAACAGCAGCCGCUCUUGAAGAAGAAGUUCGGGUGUUGAAGGAAUCUCACGAUGCAUUGCUGGCGUCACUGCGGAAGAAGUACAGCUCUUCUGUAGCAGCUCGGGCUGCAGCUGCUCUGCUCUAUCAGAACUGGGAUGCCGAGUAUGAAGAGGGCAGUCCUCAGACCCUAUCCUACUAAUAUCUGCGUUAUGCAGGUUAGUAGGAAGUGAUCACUUAUGGUUACUACACGAUUCUUUUUUUUUUCUUUUUUCUUUUUUACUGUGCAAGAUCAUUAGAUAGAUCUGUCAUUGAGUGCUAUUCAUGUUAGUUUUAUCUAUGACUGGCAUUUUAAUUGUAUGUACCAUAUCCCCAUCUGGGUUUUUCAAAUCAUUUUGUAUCCAAUAUGGCAGUUUUCAGAAUAAGUAAUAGAGUCUGACUCUGGCUCUAAGGAGAAGUCGAAUAAAUAUAUGUUCCAUCCCUUUCUGUGGA